This is a messenger RNA of Gadus chalcogrammus (walleye pollock), 3551 nucleotides long. RefSeq names its product HAUS augmin-like complex, subunit 6 (gene haus6). The record is from RefSeq and is a predicted model, not a curated record. Gene Ontology annotation, molecular function: microtubule binding. The transcript has 18 exons. Gene Ontology annotation, cellular component: mitotic spindle microtubule; HAUS complex. Lineage: Eukaryota; Metazoa; Chordata; Actinopteri; Gadiformes; Gadidae. Bases 270 to 3080 code for a protein of 936 amino acids. Gene Ontology annotation, biological process: spindle assembly.
AACAAAACAAACGGUAAGAGUCCACCCAGUUACUGGAAGUGCGUCAUACAACAUCCGCCUUUGUUAAAAAAAAUUGGCGGCUGUACCCGGGUUGGGUCGGGUCGUAGCGGGAUGUUGUUUAUGUUAUUAUCACGAGUUUAAUGAUUAAUUUAACUGAUUAGAAAGUACGUAUGGAUUCAACACUAGCCUUUAAACCACAUUAAUAUUUAAACCUAACUCGACCGUGAUCGUGUUUAAAACUACGGACCACAACUCACCUAUAAGGGAGAAUGGCGAGCCCGGCGUGUGUCCAGAGGAGUCCGGGGAGAUACCUCUGGUGUUCCCUUCUUAGUCUGGGCUUCACCCCCGAGGCCGAGAUCUCCAACCUGGUGGGCAAGACCAACGUCAAGUACAUCAACCUGGGAGUGCACAUGUUUGACAAACCCAACAAAGACGCCUUUUACAUUGUGGUCCAUUUCCUGUUGUAUAAACUGGACCCCACUCGCUUCAGUGAGGCGUACAGGUACUGCUGGCCUGUGUUUGACCGCAAAGCAGACACUGAGUUCAGGAAAAUCACACUCGCCUGGCUUAAAGACAUCGAUGAGAACAGCAGAUCUGCCCCUAAAGUCUUGGCGUCUCUGUUCCUGUCCCCGGGGGGGCCCAAGUUUAUUGCGGUGAUGCUUCACCUGGCAAAGCAUGUCAUGCUGCAGGAGAUGAAAACAUUUACCACUGAUGGCCGGUGGGCCCCUGAGGAAGCCGCCGUGCCCGCCUCCACCAUGGACAUCGCCAUGAAGAGACUGAGGCUGACCAAAGCCAGGCUCCUCCAGUCGGCCCAGGCCCAGGACCGCCUGCUGCAGGAGGACCGGAGACGCGCCCAGACCCUGGGUCCGUCCAUUCAGGACAUCCGGGCAGAGGGAGCCAAGUAUGACAAUCUGCUCAAACGUCAAGAAGAUGAUUCGUUCAUGGAAGGGGAGGCUUCGGCUCAAAAGCUCCUCAAGGUGCGCUCCCUGUGGGCGGCCAUCGACGACAUGCUGUCGGCGCUCCGGGAGGAGCAGCAGGGGGUGGCCUGCGUGCUGAAGCCCGACGCGGACCAGUACGUCCUGGACGGGGCCACCCUUUCCCUCCGAAUCCCCCGGUUGCUCCUCGAGAAGAUCGAGCAGCUCCCGCAGCAGCUGAGCUCGGGCAACGUGUACGAGGCGGGCCAGCUGAACCCGCUGAGCGCGCUGGAGCUGCUGAACCACGCCCUGCUGCUGCUCCGAGAGGAGAGGGGUGUGGUGGCAGGCCCCGCCCCCCUGGCCCUGCUCCGCCUCCAGGAGCUGCAGACCAAGAGCGGGCAGGUUGGCCGCGUGCUGGAGGAGCUCAAGGUCCUCAGACAGAAGAUCUCCAAGGAGGAGAUCCCAGAGGUUCGGAACGCCUCCCGGAGGUUGGAGCUGGCCUGGGAGCGGCGGUGGAGAGACGCCCUACAGGACAAACCGCUGGCCUCCUUCCUCUCAGACGAUCCUGCGCUGUGCUUCCUCUCCCCCAUGGCCCCGCUGUCCUUCGCCCCGGCGGCGGCCAGCUCCAGGGUGUUCUCCCGCUACGCUGCCGAGCUGCCCGCAGAGUCCCCCCACGAAGAGGAGCCGGCCCGGGGCGACUCCCAGGGGGAGUCUGGCGACAGCAGUCCUGAGUUGAGCAGGCAGAAGAUCUCCAAGGAGGAGAUCCAAGAGGUCCAGAGCGCUCGCCGGAGCAGGGGCUCCGUCCGCCCGGCCCCCCUCGUGAGGGUCGAGAGCCCUGGAGCCGUCGCCCCGUCCUACUGUCCCAACUCGUCACUCGCAGAUCUGCUACACACUCUCUCCUCUCCCCCCAGGGCUCGCUCCCCCAGCCCAGCGCCACCAGGGCGACAGGCAGAAGAUCUCCAAGGAGGAGAUCCAAGAGGUCCAGAGCGCUCGGCGGAGCAGGCCAGGGACAGGAGGACCCUCUCCGGUGGUAAGGCGGCUCCCACCAGGAACAAGGCCAAGAUAUUGGACUGGGAGUGUGACAACUUGGCGAGCCAGUUUGCGGAGGCCGUCACCGCGACCAGUCCCAUGGAGGGCAGGAGGAGGGGUUUGGCUCUGGGGGAUCUGCUCUGCAAUCUGGGGGCCGACCCCUUCUCUACCAGGAAGCAGCUGCACCGCACCCCCGAGAGCUUGAUUUCGGACGUGAAGAGUUCCUGGCGUAAGGCAGUCGAGGAAUGUAAAGUCCAAACCGGUUACAACCGGUCGCCCGCGUCCGACGGGGACGACAUCGCCGCGCAGCAGGCCCCGUGGGACCAGUCCUAUGGCACCCCCAGGGGGCCCCUGACCUUCUCGUUACACGCCACGCCCGGAGGAGCCACGCCCACUGCCGCCGACGCCUGCCUCACCCCCUGCCUCACCCCCUGCCUCACCCCCCAGCAGCAUCAUCCCGCCUGGGGCUCCCCUGACACAGAGGUCAUCCCCCACAUGGAGGGGUUCCCCCACUUGGAGGGCCUCCCGGACAUGGACUUGAUCCCCGACAUGGAGGGGUUCCCUGGAACAGUGUGUCCCCCCUACAGCGACGGCUCCCCUGACACGGAGGGCUCCCCUGACACGGAGGGCUCCCCUGACACGGAGGGCUCCCCCGCCACGGAGGGCUCCCCCGCCACGGAGGGACCCCACGGCGUGAGCCGUAGCGGCAGCGCGCUUCACUCCGGCUCCGCCCUGUGGAGGAACUCCCGGGGGUCGCCCCCGGCCUGGGGCUUCCCCGACACGGAGGGGUACCCCCACCUGGGCGGCGGUGAAGUCCCCUACAGCCUGCUCGACGAGACGCUGCCGGACAUGGCGGGCAGCGACGAGGACGAGGACGGAGACGGGGACCUGCUCCUCCUGUCGCCCCCGGCGACCGGCCGGCCCACCUCCCUCCUGGACCUCAGCAACGACGAGGCGUCCUACCUGGGGACGGGGACGGGGACGCCGCUCUGCCCCUCGGCCCGGGGGGCGGCCCCCACCCCGGCGUCGGACUCGGUCCUCCUGCUGGAUCUGGAGGCGCUGGACAGCCUGACCCCGCCCCGACGGGAGCACAGCCUGCCCCAGCUGGUGACCUUCUCCCCCAUGGAUGACCUCUAGUGGGGGGAGGACCACUGAAGACGUUGGAUGUCUUCGUCUUAACUGUCUUAAUUGUGCCAUCUGCAGCAGAUGCAUCGCUUUGUGUAUAUAGAUGUAUAACUAACAUGUCUUUAGGACGUUUAAUUAUUAUUUAAAAUGGAAGGGAGGUAUGAACCACUUGAAGUUCUUUGCUUCGCAUUGCUUAAUUGUUUAAAUUCUGGCUCACCUGCAGAAUUUAAAUAGAUUCAUUUUUAAUACAUAGGCUUGGUAUUGAUACUAGAGUGAUAACAUGAGCUUAGUGACAUUGGCUGUUGUAACGCAUUAGCUUCUGUACGUCUUGUUUCACGUUUAAUAAAUAAACUUCUUGAGUAGCCUUUUGGUGGCUGAUAUUGUAAAUGGUGUCUUUAACGCAUCUGAUUGCCAAACUAAAAUCCAUUUUUGUCAUUAGUCCCACUCAACCUGCUAUGUGCUGAUGAAUAGCAGAUCUGCUGA